UACAUAAGGUGUAAAGGUCAAGGUGUUAAUCGUUGCAGCAUCCUCAGUUUUCAGUCAUAACAUCAGUUCUGUGUUUAUUUGCGACGUCACUUGUCUUCUAAGUAUGUCUGACUAUAUUGCCCCGGCCACUGCUAUAAUUCUUCCAAACAUCGGAGGAAUAGCUGGAGGUUUUAUUACCAGGGGAAACAUAAAAACAUGGUAUGAGGGCUUAAAACGUCCCUCAUGGCGUCCACCAAACCAAGUCUUUCCACCAGUUUGGACAGCUCUCUACUGUAGUAUGGGCUAUGCCUCUUAUUUGGUGUGGCGUGAUGGGGGCGGGUUUGGUGGUGAUGCUGCCCUACCACUUGCUGCUUAUGGCACCCAGCUGGCUUUAAAUUGGGCCUGGACUCCAAUUUUCUUUGGAGCACACAGUCUUAAAUGGGGUCUGAUAGAAAUAGUGUUCUUGUGGGGUAGUAUUGCUGGAACCACCUACCUGUUCCAUGGCAUCAAUGAAACAGCUUCCUACCUCAUGCUGCCUUACCUGGGAUGGGUCUCAUUUGCAUCUGUCCUAACUUACAGAAUUUGGAGAGACAACCCUGACCCAAAAAAAGAGUAAAGAUAAAAUGUUACAUUUUUGCCUUUUGAUCUUCCAUGCACCAAAAAGAGUAUUGAAUCCCAGAGUUGUUUUGGUCACUGAGUCAAGUAGAUUUUUAUUUUUCUUGUGUUGAAUAGUAAGAAUCUCUUGCAAUUUAUGUUUGACUCCAGCUGUUUGUGCAACAGAAAGUUUUCUAAAUGUUUUGACUUGGAAUUUUACAUUUUUCUACUUGGAAUUUAUUUUAAUUUCUAAAUUGACAUUCUAAUUAAUGUAUCAUAAAAGUGUAAAUGUAAAGUAAUUACUUGUACUGGUAGUUUUAUGAUACAUAGAUAAAUGUAACCUUUUACUGUGCUCUGUAAUAGCCAUAGUUUGAUUAGUAUAUUUAUGUAGUACAAUAAAUUAUACUGCUUUCAUUCUUUAAAAAAAUUAUUCAGUGACACGAUACUGCAGUGUUAAUGUGUAAUUUCAUUCGCAUGAAUAUGUGCUUUCAUUUUUUGCUUUUCCAAUUUGUAUUCCUACAUCUUUACUGUAGACAAUCAAAAUAUAAAAUCUAACCAGCCUCCUACAAUGUAGUUGUCUAGGCCAGGGGUCGGCAACCUGCGGCUCUCCAGCUCAUUGAACAAAUACUAAUAAUCUUAAUAUAAAAAUAAAAUAGUUGAACUUAAAAAAUGUUAGUGGCUCUUUAAAACCAGGGAAAUUUUGAAAAUUGUAACUUUUGGCUCUUCCGCUUCAAAAGGUUGCCGACCCCUGGUCUAGGCAAAUAACAUCUGAAUUACUUUGUCAUCUAAAUUAAAUAUUUACUAGUGCUAAUCAAAUUGAAAUAUUGAACUUAAUUGGAUAAAGGGUAAGAUGUCACAUGUGACUCACUAAUCACAUGGCUACAGUGUAUCUUAUUUUAGUGUAAAAUAGAAGCUCGUUUCUGUUAAUA
Molecule: messenger RNA, 1502 nt
Organism: Physella acuta
Lineage: Eukaryota; Metazoa; Mollusca; Gastropoda; Physidae
Product: translocator protein
Cellular component (GO): mitochondrial outer membrane
Source: RefSeq, a predicted model, not a curated record